This is a messenger RNA of Linepithema humile (Argentine ant), 874 nucleotides long. The record is from RefSeq and is a predicted model, not a curated record. Lineage: Eukaryota; Metazoa; Arthropoda; Insecta; Hymenoptera; Formicidae.
GUUCAUAUGGCUGCACAUUUUGCGAACAUCCGACAAAAAGCGUCAAUGGUUACAUAAAAUACCCGAUAUCAGUUGAUGUACCGCCGGAUCGGACCGAUACAUCAAUUCGAGAAAACAUGAUGACUAAUGAUAACACGAAAGGUGUUCAAGGUCCCUCCGUUCUUAUGAAUCUGCAACACUUUGAUUUGGUGAGAGGCAUGGUCCCGGAUUACAUGCAUUCGGUAUUACUAGGUGUCAUCAAAUUUCACACAGAGAUUCUUCUUACAUCUGUUGGCGAACCCUAUUAUGUUGGGUCACCAAAUUGCAUACGUAUUAUCAAUAAAGGCUUAAAGUCUAUUGUUUGUCCCUCGGUUAUUACUCGACUGCCAAGAAGAAUCGAUGAACGUCGUCUUUGGAAAGCCUCGGAAUGGCGGUCUUGGCUCAUAUGGUAUUGUUUAAUUUGCUUCAAAGGUAUAUUGCCACAAAAAUAUUUAUUGCACUUGGCACUUCUCGUUACUGCAAUACACAUUUGUUUACAAAAAUCGAUAAGUCAUAGUAUGAUAAGUACAGUUAACGAGCUAUUGUUAAAAUAUGCCAUACAAGUGCAGAGUUUCUUUGAAGAGCAUGCAAUGAGAUAUAACGUUCAUCUACUUCUUCAUAUACCCUCGAGUAUUAGGAAUUGGGGACCAUUAUGGACAACCAACACUUUUCUCUUUGAAAACAAAAAUAGAUUGCUUUUGCAAAUAAAAACAAGUCCUUAUCGCGUAGCUAUUCAAAUUGCAUGGCGGUAUGUUUUUUACAGGUCAAUUCCGGUUUUUCAAAUUAAUAUUAUAAUUGGUGAGCGAUACACACAAUUUUGCGAAGAAAUAUGUGUACAAAUAAAAAAUUGAAUUUU